Molecule: messenger RNA, 3521 nt
Organism: Gambusia affinis (western mosquitofish)
Lineage: Eukaryota; Metazoa; Chordata; Actinopteri; Cyprinodontiformes; Poeciliidae
Gene: terb1
Product: telomere repeat binding bouquet formation protein 1
Exons: 20
Coding region: 536-2956 (806 amino acids)
Biological process (GO): meiotic attachment of telomere to nuclear envelope; homologous chromosome pairing at meiosis
Molecular function (GO): protein binding
Source: RefSeq, a predicted model, not a curated record
GCAUCCUAGUUACAUCCACUUUUAUGUGUUCUCCAAUAACUUUCAUCAUUUAUUUAUUUGAAGUGUUGUAUUUGUUUGUAAUGAAUGGAUACACAAUGUCCGGUUUAGACAUAAUUUUUAGGUUUUGAAGCGCAAACCAACUGCAAGAGUAGUGGGGUGGGUGGUCCUCCGGGGUUUCCAUGGUUACGCAGCAUUAGGCUCAGGAGCCUAAAAGAGCAGACAGCUCGCGCUAAAACGUGUUAGCAAAAAUAUUCUUCACAGUUUGUGAAGUAACAACUAGAAAGUAGUUGCAGUGUUAGAUCGACAAUGUGAUCACAUUGAGAAACCGUGCGUUUUUAUUGUAAGAAAAUUGUUGUCUGUAGUUAAUGUUUUAGUUUAACUUUAUAAAUUACGUGACCGCUGUCAAGCUAACGCUAAUCCCAAAUGUAGCAUGUUGGUGUAAACGUUUUUCUUUCAGCCCAGGGGUUGGUAAUACCCUACGAAAUCAUAAUAUUUAGAAAACCAGGUAUAAGAAAUUUCUCUGAAGAAGAGUGAAAUGGACAGGGCAGGCAUUUGCAGAAACAACCGUAACACAACAAAGACAGAUCUCAGUUUGCUGCUUGAGUGUGUGAAGUUUCAGAUGAAAUGUCCAGAAUUACAGAAGCAAGCACUUCUUACCAUUCACUCCAUUUGCGAAAAGAGAGAGGAUAAUGUGGAUCUGCUGAGAGAUCUAGGUGGUGUGGCAUUUUUGUAUAAUCUGUCCAAAUCCAGUAAUGUUCAUUCAGAUGUUAAGGAGACUGCUCUCUUUACCCUUGGCACACUAUCUGAGGCUAAUGUGUAUUGCAAGAAUUCACUGUGCAGAAAGGACAUAUUCACCGACAUUGCAAGACAUUUGCAAGAAGACAGCUCACUGAAUAAGAAGAGGGUGUCCGUCUAUUUGCUGUUUGUUCUGGUUGCACACAACAAAUUGGGGCAAACUUUAGCACAAACCACAGGUUGCCUGGAAAUUCUGAUGGACCUUUUCAGGAGCUCUUUCCCCUUCUCAGCAAAAGAUAAUCUGAGAACUGUCAGCCAAACCUACCAACUCUGGGCAUCUGUGUCUAGUGCUCUGUGUGGCUCUGUCAACAAUCCCCAGAAUGAGGAAGGUCAGCGCAUUUGUGUUGCAGCCUUUCCCAUUGUGAAAACAUGGCUUCAGCAGAUUUCUGUGCCCUCUACUGAAACAUUUCAGCCCAUAUGCUCCUUCAUCGCCAUGACAGUUUCCAACAACUCUUAUGUACAGGAGAGAUUUGCUGCCUGUGGAGGUUUGAAAACUCUUACUCUGGCACUGCUUCGUGUUGUGUCUGCUGCAGAUACCAGCUUGCUGUCUCGUCAGCUAUCAGUUGUUAUAGUCAAGACCUUGUCAGCUUGCAUCACCGAUAACCCCAAUCUGGCAGCAGGUUUGGCGCAGUAUGGUAUAGUCUACCACCUUUUCUUUCUGCUGACCAGCUCACACUUAGAUCCUGAUGACAGGCUCUCAGUUCUACUCACCAUUGGGGAGUGCACCGAAGCCUCAGAGGAGCACCAGUCUCAGCUGGUGGAUUGUGGAGGCUUGCCAAUUAUGAUAACUUUUCUCACAGAAGACUCAAGUGAGGAGGUUAGGAAAGCAGCGACUUUCAUACUACAUACUUGCAAAAAGGCCAUGUUGAGCUUGGGAGUGCAGGGUCUGGUGGAAAAGCAAGCUGAAAAUGAGGAACCUCCUUUAAACCUAGAAGAGUUUAAGAAUUCAGCCAGAGAAAUUAUGCGCAGGAUUGAACUGUUAGAGAAAACACAGCUGAAGGUGAUUGGAGAGGAGCAAGAAGACAUUCUUUGUCCAAAUUCAGCUGAACUUCAGCCAUCGAAGCCCCCACCUGUAUGUCCACCAGCCCAGAAACAGGAAGCCAAUCAAACUACCAGCAUACUGAGGCCCAUACACAAGAACAGUGGCGACAACAGCAGCCUCCAACUUGUCAGAAGCAUGGCUGAAGUAAAGAAAGUCACUUCUAGUUGGAUUCCUCAAGGAGAAGAAACCAAAAGGAGUGGAGGAGAAGUGAUGCGUUCUGUGAAAAGUGGAGGACGAAUCGGAAUGUCUUCUGACGUGUGGACAUCAGAGGGAGGCAGUGAGUCACAAAUGAAAAACAAUUCCUUAUUUAAACAUCCCUUGUCAGUGUGGCUGACAAAACCAAAAGAGAUUAGAUGCUGUUAUGAGUCCCAGGGCAGUAACUUAAACGAGAAUUGGAAGAUUCCACCAGAAGAAUACUCUGUCUCUAAUGGUCGAUGUGCAGGCUGUGUGUUGACGUUUGAAGAAGUGACAAGCCGCUCUUUUGCAUCGGUUCAAAGCUCCUGUGUGAACAGCUGCGACAUGCACAGAGUGCUCCAGGAGGCAAUGGAGCGAUUCAGAAUGCAUCACUUUAUCUUUGGGGUCAGGCAAGAACAAAAGAGUGUCACUGCUGAGCAUUCUGACACCAACUCUGCCAGGGUUUCAACAACAAAGUUACACAGAAACUGUGAAAACAUGUGUGCUGGGACUGAUAAAAGUGUUGCUUCUCUGCAGCAACAAUCUUGGAGGAAACAUAAUGGUGUCACUUUGACUCCCCUGUACAAAACAACCAGAAAAGGCACAUUUUCCUCUAAGAAAGGGAUUGGUCCAAGCUUGACUCCCCUAAAAAGGCCACAUCCACGUGAAGCCAACUAUCAAACAUCCGGCUCUGAGAGAAGAGGAAGAAAUAGCAGUGAGCAUUAUGCUAUUAAGGAUCAGUCAAAGAUAAGCACAGACCACUCUUCUUCUAGAAGAAAAAGACAGGACUUCAGCCGUGAGGAGGUCCAUCAUUUGCUCUCUGGAGUAAGGAGAUACGGCUACUCCUGGAACUCCAUCUUGUGGUCAUAUACUUUCCAACCUGGACGCACCAAUGUUGAUCUGGCCAAAAAAUACAGGAGGCUGAUGAGAAAACAGAAGUCAUAAAAAGAUACGAUUUUUAAAAUGAUGUUUAAAUUGCAUAAAAACUUUAUCAUAUCUUCUUAUUUUACUUUGCAACUAUAGAAUGGUAUUAUUCUGUGUAAUCUUACUCCUGCGACUGCAGGUCUUGCCCAGUCAGAAUGUUCCCGUAAAGAUUAGUUGAUUUAAUUGAUCUAUUCAUUCUGUUGCUUUUUAGAAAUUAUACUCAUUUUACAAUAAUUUAUAUAGUAAUAUAUUCUUUAUAGUACUGAAAUAUAUUGUACCAUUAGGAUUUAUUUUGGUUUUAUUACUUCAAGAUCUUCAAGAAAAUCUUCUUCACAAGAAUAUGUUCUAUAAAUAUUGCUUAUCUGCUAAUUUUGUAAAGUUAUUUAUUGGUAUUUAUGUGUUUUUUCAGCGUACUUUUAUAUGCUAGAUAUUUGCUUUUUUAAAAUGUUAUUUAAGAACAUAUCUUCUACCUGUUUGAGGUAUUUGUGAGGAUCUCUCAGAUGAGGCAGUUCAAUUUAUAACCUUUGAGUGAGUUUACACUGUGUACAUUGUGGCAAUAAAAGUUCUGUUCCAACAGUACCCUCAA